Molecule: messenger RNA, 3113 nt
Organism: Telopea speciosissima
Lineage: Eukaryota; Viridiplantae; Streptophyta; Magnoliopsida; Proteales; Proteaceae
Product: protein TIC110, chloroplastic
Exons: 15
Coding region: 54-3104 (1016 amino acids)
Biological process (GO): protein import into chloroplast stroma
Cellular component (GO): TOC-TIC supercomplex I
Source: RefSeq, a predicted model, not a curated record
CUAAAAAAACCCCUAAUUUUCGUUUUCAUCUUCUUAGAGGAGAAGACGGAGAGAUGAAUCAUACUCUUCUACUCCCUUCUCCUUCUUCUUCUAGUCCCUCUCGUUCCUUGCUCCUAUCUCCGUCUCAGUUCAUAAACCCUAUUCUUUUCACAAAAAACCCUAGAAAUUCUUUAACCAGACGACACCGACAUCGAAUCUCUGUUACUCGAAGUUCUGCUGAAGAUGCAACACAACAAAGAACUCCAGUGAAUUCUGAGAUCUUCGGGGGUAAGAAGGAGCUCACAGGAAUCCAAUUACUUGCUGGAGGGUUGCCACCUCCGGUUAGGUUAGCGAGUUCGGUUAUCAUCGUUGCAGGUGCUCUUGCUGCUGGGUAUGGUCUUGGUUAUCGGAUUGGAGGGUCUCGAAAUACGGGAUUGGGUGGUGCUGUUGCUCUUGGUGCGGCUGGUGGUGCUGCGGUCUAUGCGUUGAAUUCUUGCUUACCGGAGGUUGCGGCCGUGAAUUUGCAUAAUUUCGUGUUGAGUUCUGAUGACCCAGGGGCUUUGGAAAGGGAAGAUGUUGAAGGGAUAGCCAAAAAAUAUGGGGUUAGCAAACAAGAUGAGGCCUUCAAUGCAGAGCUUUGUGAGUUGUAUAGCCGGUUUGUAUCUUCUGUUCUUCCACCUGGAAGUGAGAAUCUUGAAGGCAAUGAAGUAGAAACCAUUAUGAAAUUUAAGAACGCUCUUGGCAUUGAUGACCCAGAUGCAGCUGCUGUGCACAUGGAGAUUGGGAGGCGCAUCUUCAGGCAAAGGCUGGAAACUGGUGAUCGUGAUGAUGAUAUAGAGCAGCGUCGGGCAUUUCAGAAGCUAAUUUAUGUUUCAACACUUGUGUUUGGGGAAGCAUCAACAUUCCUUUUGCCUUGGAAGCGUGUUUUCAAGGUUACUGAUUCUCAGGUUGAAGUUGCUGUCCGGGACAGUGCCCUGAGACUCUAUGCAUUGAAGCUAAACUCAGUUGGCAGAGAUAUUGAUGACCAUCAGCUUGUUAGCCUGAGGGAAGCACACCGUCAAUAUCGACUUUCGGAGGAGCUUGCUGCUGACAUGUUCCGGGAACAUACAAGAAAACUGGUUGAGGAGAACAUUUCAAAGGCACUUGAUAUCUUGAAGUCCAGGACAAGAGCAGUCAGGGGAACAACAGAGGUGGUGGAAGUGCUGGAUGAAGUUUUGGCAUUUAAUAAUUUGCUUAUGUCAUUAAACAAACAUCCUGACGCUGAACGCUUUGCUCCUGGGGUUGGACCUGUUUCUUUAAUAGGUGGUGAGUACGACGGUGACAGAAAGAUGGAUGACUUGAAGCUCCUCUAUAGAGCUUAUGUGGUAGAAUCUUUGUCAAGCGGUCGCUUGGAAGAAAAUAAGCUUGUGUCUUUGAACCAUUUGAAGAACAUAUUUGGUCUAGGCAAACGUGAGGCUGAAGCGAUUAUGGUGGAAGUUACCUCAAAAAUCUAUCGUAGACGUCUUGCACAGUCUGUUUCUAGUGGUGAUUUAGAGGCUGCGGAUAGCAAAGCGGCCUUCCUUCAGAACCUCUGUGAUGAAUUGCACUUUGAUCCACAGAAGGCCAGUGAGAUCCAUAACGAAAUUUAUCGACAAAAACUUCAGCAAUCUGUUGCUGAUGGAGAAUUGAGUGAGGAGGAUGUUGCUAUGUUGUUGCGUUUACGAGUUAUGCUCUGCAUUCCUCAAUCGACUGUGGAAGCAGCACAUGCUGAUAUUUGUGGCAGCCUGUUUGAAAAGGUCGUGAGGGAUGCAGUUGCUUCAGGUGUUGAUGGAUAUGAUCCUGAUGUCAGAGCCUCUGUAAGGAAGGCUGCACAUGGCUUGCGCUUAACAAGGGAAGCUGCCAUGGCUAUUGCUAGCAAGGCGGUGCGCAAGAUUUUUAUGAACUACAUACAACGAUCACGAGCAGCUGGUAGCCGUACUGGGUCCGCUAAAGAGCUAAAGAAGAUGAUAGCAUUCAAUACCUUGGUUGUUACUGAAUUAAUUGCAGAUAUCAAGGGAGAACCCACUGAUACUGCAUCACAAGAGCCAGUUAAGGAGGAGGAGAAACAAGUAGAUGAAGAAGAGGAAUGGGAGUCCCUUCAGACUCUGAGGAAAACAAGACCCAGCAAGGAGCUUGAAGUAAAGCUAGGGAAGCCUGGUCAAACAGAGAUAACUCUGAAGGAUGACCUAUCAGAAAGGGAUAGGGUGGACCUUUACAAGACAUACUUGCUUUUCUGCAUCACUGGAGAGGUCACUAAUAUUCCAUUUGGGGCCCAAAUCACCACAAAGAAGGACAAUUCAGAGUAUCUGCUACUAAAUCAACUGGGUGGGAUACUAGGGUUGUCUGGUAAGGAGAUUGUGGAAGUUCAUAGGAGUCUUGCUGAGCAGGCUUUCAGGCAACAAGCAGAAGUAAUUUUAGCUGAUGGGCAGCUUACCAAGGCCAGGAUUGAGCAGCUUAAUGAAGUGCAGAAGCAGGUAGGUUUGCCAGCAGAGUAUGCACAAAAAGUUACCAAGAGUAUAACAACAACAAAGAUGGCGGCUGCAAUCGAAACUGCUAUCAGUCAGGGAAGACUCAAUAUAAAGCAAAUCCGGGAACUGAAGGAAGCUAAUGUGGAAUUGGACAAUAUGAUCUCGGAAAGCUUACGAGAGAACCUCUUUAAGAAAACUGUUGAUGAGAUUUUCUCAUCAGGUACUGGGGAGUUUGGUGAGGAGGAAGUAUAUGAGAAGAUUCCAAUAGAUCUUAGGAUAAAUGCUGAGAAGGCGAAAGGUGUUGUUCAUGAGCUUGCUCGGACAAGGCUGUCCAACUCAUUAAUUCAGGCUGUGGCACUCUUACGGCAGAGGAACCAUAAAGGAGCGGUUUCCUCUCUUAAUGACAUGUUAGCAUGUGACAAAGCUGUGCCUGCUGAGCCGCUGUCGUGGGAGGUGCCUGAGGAGCUUUCUGACCUUUUCACCAUCUAUAUGAAGAGUGAUCCAGCACCAGAGAAGCUCUCCCGUUUACAGUAUCUGCUGAGCAUUAGUGACUCAACAGCUGCUGCUCUACGAGAGAUGGGAGAUAGAGGACUUCCGUCCAUUGAGGCCGAAGAAGACUUUGUUUUACCUAAGAUUUGACAAUUUUCC